This is a messenger RNA of Harmonia axyridis, 902 nucleotides long. It is a transcript of the gene CREG, whose product is annotated as protein CREG1. The transcript has 6 exons. Bases 185 to 832 code for a protein of 215 amino acids. The record is from RefSeq and is a predicted model, not a curated record. Lineage: Eukaryota; Metazoa; Arthropoda; Insecta; Coleoptera; Coccinellidae.
CAUCCAAAACUAGCUUGUACGUCAGACCUUAUGAUAACAGAAUUAAGCGUUAUUUUUUCAUCCUUUGUUUUGAACUGACCUUACUCUUGUGACACUGCAUUUAUUAUUCAGUUCUCAAUAAAACUUGUCAACUCAUUGUUUAAAGGUAUUGUUCGUAGAAUUUUCGACAAACCUUUUUGAUAAAAUGUUUGGUUUUCUGAUCCUGUCUCUCAUUCCUCUGGCCCUUGGGGUCCAAAUUUCUGAUGGACCUCCACCAGUUUGGCAGAAGGCCUUGAUGGCAAGGUACAUCAUUCGUACAACAGGUUAUGUUUCUAUUGCAACAAUAUCAGUCCAGGAUGAAAUUAAAGGAUAUCCUUUCGCCACUAUAAAAUCUAUAAGUGACGGUCCUGCAGAUAACAGCACAGGAAAUGUAUACUUGUACAUGUCUGACAUGGAACUUUCACAACAAGAUCUUGAGAAAGACAACCGUUGUACAAUAUUGGCAAGUUUGGCUGAAGUUGGAUAUUGCGAAUCCAAAAAUUAUGAUCCACAAGAUCCCCGAUGUGCUAAAGCCAUUAUGUCUGGUAGACUAGUCAAGGUGAACAACGAGACAAGUGAAUAUGAAUUCGCAAGGAACGCCCUUCUUGAGAAACAUCCAGCAAUGAAGAGUUGGCCUACUGAUCAUGGAUUCUUCGUCUCGAAAUUAGAUAUUGAGCUCAUUGAGGUACUGGAUUUCUUUGGAGGUAUAUCGAAAGUUUCAAAAGAAGACUACUUUAACGCAAAUCCUGAUUCCCAAGUUGAAGACAAUGUUUUAUAUGACAGAAUUGAUAUUAUUGAUGUUCAAAUGGUGUAAUUUUAGAAGUGUAGAAAAUAAUGAACUGAUAAUGUACAAAAUAUUAAAUAAAACAUGUUGGUGCUGUUAA